Molecule: messenger RNA, 2862 nt
Organism: Drosophila biarmipes
Lineage: Eukaryota; Metazoa; Arthropoda; Insecta; Diptera; Drosophilidae
Exons: 2
Coding region: 1075-2568 (497 amino acids)
Source: RefSeq, a predicted model, not a curated record
AGGCAGAACCGGUCGACAGACCAGAGGGGAAUUCACAAGCAAAUGUAGAUGUUAUUGUUCCCAAUCAGAAGGCUAAAGACAGCGAUUUGUAUCCAAUAACAAAGUGAACGGUAGUGAAAACUGGAUACAAUAACUACAGAAGAUAUUUGUUCCUCAAGCCCAUUGCUAAUUCUGGGGCUUUUCAGUUGUUUGGCUGCAUACUAGUUACUGCAUCUAAGUUUUAAUUCGUCGAAGGUCAGGAGGCAAGCACAAGCGAAGGAAAAGAGGAGAGAAAUCCGGCUGAAGUGAUGGAUGAGUCAUACCUAUUUCACAAGAUCACUUAUUGUUGGGCCUAUCAGUUGUUUGCCGGAAUUACUGCUGAAUUAAUUGGCUUUGUGAGUGAAUAAUAACCGGGAAAACCAGAAGCUAGCCCUUCAAAAUCCGAGAUUUAGAAACUCUAUGGUCAAAGCUGCCUAGAUAUGAGCGCGCAAAGAGAUAUUAAUGCCCCAAUCCAAUCGUUAAGAAUCGCUUCAUAUAACAUCAGAGGUCUGGAAGGCAAGCAAUACAACAGGGAGCUUAUCAAAUAUCUACGCAACUUCGAUAUCUAUAUCCUACUCGAAACACACACACUUCCGGAUGCUCCGGCCCUUGGGGACUUCGAGAAGCAGCAGCCCGAUUUCGAAUUUUUGCACUGGAAGGAUGCUACGAAGGUCUUUCGUCGAGGCAGGGGUAUCGGUGGGUGUCUAAUAGGCAUUCGGAGAUCGCUCGAGGAGCUUGGCAUAGCCCACUCAACUGCUGAAUCCAAUGGCCUGAAGAUUCUGCAACUGCGCCUGUGUGACAAGAUACUGAGCAUCGUUCCACUUUACAUCCACACCACAGGAUGGGAGGCGGAAUUCGAGCCGGUGAAAAAAGCUUUACGGUCGCCUAUCGCACGAUAAGAAGAGAAAGAACCACGGCCCUUUUCUGGGCUUUUGCGGCGAUUACAAACUUCAAAUUCUGAAUGGCCUGACCCACGGAGACUCGGAGGGGAGCUACACCUACUUCAGCCCGUUGGGCAAUUCCACCAUCGACAUAGCGGCAGUAAGCCAGAAUCUAAUGGCCUCCGUGAUGGACUUCAAGGUGGACCAGCCAGAGGAGGGCCAAACGAGGCAUGGGUCCGAUCACUUACCCAUCUGCCUGCAAGUGGACCUGAACUCCCUGCUAAGCUCUCUAGGCACCAGAGCUUCGCCAAUACAAAGGACAGCCAGGAACGUUGUACAAUUCGAUUCCAGCAUUGUUCUGAGCGAACCGACAUUGGACUCGGAAAUUAGGAUAGAGGAAGUUUUAUUCGCUCUCAGGCACGGCUCUUGGCCUGAGAUUUUCAAAAACCCCCCAAAAGAUAUGGUCGAUACUGUCGCCCAUAGCUGCAACGUUCUUUUCAGCGGAUCUAAACCAAACCAAGUCGCAGGCUUACGAAUUUUAUCAAUUUCGGAUCUCACAAAGAUCGUAAGCAGUAUACUACAUAAAAGGCUGAUCAAAUGGUGCAAAAGAAAGCACAUCUUGAGUAAUUCUCAGAUUUGUUUUUCCGGAAAGUCCUCGAAGACCGACUUUGUUUAUGCCUUGAAAGCAAUGGCCGGAAUGAAGUUGGUCGAAAAAGGAUCCAAAGUUUACUCGUAUUUCGUGCAGUUUGAAUCAGUGUCCUCUGAAAUACUUGAAACACUUCUGUGGCCCAAGCUUCAAAAACUUCGAGUAUCGUCAAAAAUAGUCGACUUCUUAAGAUUUGUAUGCAAGCAGAACCAUUACCGAGACCAACUCCUCGGAUACUUUCAACGCGGCUACAGGGGCCUGCCAGCACUUAUGUUUGCCCUAUACUUAAACGAUCUUCCCGAUGAGUUAAGAGGUGGCCUCGUCAUCGGUGAUCGCCAAAUAAGCAUCCUGAUGCACGCCGAUAAAAUGGCCCUUCUUUCUGGUAGUGCUCCCGGUCUUCAAGAUUUGAUCAACCAGCUGGAAGACUACUGCAAUAAGUGGGGCUUGGUGGUGGACAUGAAGCAGUCUAAAGUUGUGGUUUUUAGGCGAGGUGGUCCGCUAUCUGCAGUUGAGAAGUGGAAUAUAAAAGGACAGCAGAUCAAAACCACUUCUAGUGCCCUAUUUCUCGAUUUCGAAUUCACCUCCUUACUGUCAAGCAGACAACAAGUGCGAAAUAUGAUAUCCUUCGCCAAAAGUCGGCUUGAGGAUUUCAGCAGCGAAUCAGAACCUUGGGUACGAUUAAUGGAGCUUUAUAAGGCCCAAGUUUGGGGAAGUCAUACGUUUAAGGAGAUUGACAAGAUGCAAGCGCACUUUGCUAAGAAAACGAAAAGCAAUUGUUAUAGCCUUAAUGGUCUCGCUCUCGAUCUUCAUCUUCAAUACAUUGGAAAGCAUUACUUCUCCAAUAAUGAAAACUCCCUGGCGCGAUUUCUAACUCACAAGGUAAUAGAGAAAAAUAUUUUGUGGGCAGCACAGCUAAACGAUAUUUGUGAACCCUUUAAAUUGAGAUGGAGGAAUUGUCUGAACUCUGAACUGGAAUGGAACGAUUUUUGUUUGAAUCUUCGCAGCCGCCUUGAAGAAUCCUAAAUUUCAAAUGGAGCUAGACAGAACGGAUUUAAAGACAAAGUUCUUUAAAAAUCCUACAAAAAUGUUGUUAAAAACCCCUUUUAUUAGUUCUUAACUUUCCUUCUUAAUGUUUUGUUACGUUUUAUAAGCAUAGAAAACCUUUUAAUAUAAAUUUAAAAACUUGUUCAUUUGUUUUUAAUUAGUUUUCUGGUCAAUCUUUACAGUUACUUUCUUAAUUUAUAGGCACUAAUAAGAGUACCAUUUAAAAACUGCAUUAUAAGUGAUUGCACACUAAAUAAAAAUAUUUGAAAACAA